This is a messenger RNA of Hippopotamus amphibius kiboko, 2525 nucleotides long. RefSeq names its product RNA binding protein with serine rich domain 1 (gene RNPS1). Gene Ontology annotation, molecular function: RNA binding. Lineage: Eukaryota; Metazoa; Chordata; Mammalia; Artiodactyla; Hippopotamidae. Gene Ontology annotation, biological process: mRNA splicing, via spliceosome. The transcript is spliced from 9 exons. The coding region runs from base 728 to 1645 and encodes 305 amino acids. Gene Ontology annotation, cellular component: ASAP complex; cytoplasm; nucleoplasm. The record is from RefSeq and is a predicted model, not a curated record.
GGAAUCCGACCCCAUCCAAGCUUCGGGGGCCGCCCGCUAGGCUUGGCGGGGUGCAUCGUGGAGCCGGCCCGCUCUCCGGCCACGCGGUGGCAACGGCGGCCUAGCGGCGCAGCACAGGGUUUCAGAAGAAAGUGUGGCCCUGGGCGGGCUGAGUGGGAGGUGCCGAGGCCGCGGCCCGGAAGUGGUCGGGGCCGCGGCGGGCGGAAGGGCGCCCUCGCUUCGUGCGCUCUGCGGCUGGCCCGGUGAGGCCCGCGGAAUUCGGAGCAGCCGGGAACUCGGCCUCCGCCGUCGGGGCCCUCUCGCCAGGCUGGAGACCCAGGCCCUCAACGCCGGGCCCUACUCUGGAAGCGCUCGCGGCCCGGCGCCUGGACUGGGGAGUUUCAUAUCAUGUAUCCAGUGUAUCCUGCAAAGAUUUACAGCAAUGAAACGAGAUCAAAUCUUAUCAGUUAGGCUGUUUUCGGUUCUGCAUGCAAAUAUGGUGCUAUAGUAUUUCUAGAGGACUGUAGAGGGCUCAUCAUCAAACUUAUGAAUGAAAAACGGGUAUUGUACUGCCUGUAAAAUAACAGAACACCACUAUCCACACCGUUCCUUGAGAAAAAGACAAGCUGAGGCUGCACUUUGGCGUAAAUUGCAAUCGAUUAGGGAUCGUUUCUCAGACUCAAGUUAGAAGUGAGAGUUCAGAUAAGUGAGGCCGCCAUUGCUGCUUUGAACACCUCAGAAGGGGAGAAUGGAUUUAUCAGGAGUGAAAAAGAAGAGCUUGCUAGGAGUCAAAGAAAAUAAUAAAAAGUCCAGCACUAGGGCUCCUUCUCCUAGCAAACGCAAAGACCGCUCUGAUGAGAAGUCCAAGGAUCGCUCUAAAGAUAAAGGGGCCACCAAGGAGUCAAGCGAGAAGGAUCGCGGCAGGGAUAAAACGCGAAAGAGACGCAGCGCUUCCAGCGGUAGCAGCAGCACCAGGUCUCGGUCCAGCUCUACUUCCAGCUCAGGCUCCAGCACCAGCACAGGCUCCAGCAGCGGCUCCAGCUCGUCAUCAGCAUCGAGCCGCUCAGGAAGUUCCAGCACGUCCCGAAGCUCCAGCUCCAGCAGUUCCUCUGGCUCUCCAAGUCCUUCUCGGCGCAGACAUGACAACCGGCGGCGUUCCCGCUCCAAAUCCAAACCACCCAAAAGAGAUGAAAAGGAAAGGAAAAGGCGGAGCCCUUCCCCUAAACCCACCAAAGUGCAUAUUGGGAGGCUCACCAGGAAUGUGACCAAGGAUCACAUCAUGGAGAUAUUCUCCACCUAUGGGAAAAUUAAAAUGAUUGACAUGCCUGUAGAAAGGAUGCACCCCCAUCUGUCUAAAGGCUACGCAUAUGUGGAGUUUGAGAAUCCAGAUGAGGCUGAGAAGGCACUGAAGCACAUGGAUGGAGGACAAAUCGAUGGCCAGGAGAUCACUGCCACUGCUGUGCUGGCCCCCUGGCCUCGGCCACCCCCUAGGCGAUUCAGCCCUCCCAGGAGAAUGCUGCCACCGCCUCCCAUGUGGCGCAGGUCACCCCCACGGAUGAGGAGAAGGUCACGUUCCCCGCGGCGCAGGUCCCCUGUGCGCCGGCGAUCCCGCUCACCUGGCCGCCGCCGCCACAGGAGCCGCUCCAGCUCCAACUCCUCCCGAUAAGCAGGGCCACCGAAGUCUGCCCUGUGACUUGUGUCCCAUCCAGCUCAAUUUUGUCAAUUUUCUAGCCGAAGGAGGAUCGGUGGAAAAAAAAUCUCUCACUCAGGGGCAGGCUUCAAAGGUGAAGGCAGCAAUUAUGACGUUUCCCCUGGCAGCAGAGUUCUGGCUUCAGGAGUGUUGUUGGUUUGGGGUCGUGCUUAUAAAGAUGCCCUCCAGUUUUCUGGCUAGAAAGCUUCCACGUUUCUAGUUCCUAAGGGCCAGUUUAAUGGAAAAGUCAGCAGGGAUGAGCAGGGGACUUCAAGUGGAGGUACAGACCCCGCCUGAGAGCACGUUUUCCCAUUCCACACACGACCUGGGGCCCAUCUGGUGGCCUGGUCGUGCCCUCACCUCUUGGCCUACUGAGUCCCACAGGAAAAGGUGUGCUUUAACGCAACUGCCAUUCCUGUUAGCCUGGCCCUGCUCCCCUGCUUGAGUCCUCUUCUGACCUCUAGGGCCAGAUACGCAAACUGGUUCUUUUCCCAUGUAUGCAGUGUGUAUGUACAUGUACACACACACACAUUUUUCCCAUGUGCGCAGUGUGUACAUACACACACAAACACACACACACACACACACACAUAUCUACCUUUCUCUCUGAAAUUGGUGAGUUGAGAACCAGCCCUGCCAGGUCAUCACAGAAACCCCCCCAACGUCUUGGUAUUCAUGGUGGUCUUGCAGGUUACCUUGGCAAUGUGUACAUUGCUUUUUUGGCUUUUAUUGUACAGUCAGUACUAUACAUUUUCUGUUUUGUUUUGUAACUUUGUAGCAUUUCAGAUAAUAUUGUGUUUGUACUUUGCUGUGUAGAGUAAAGAACUGUGUUGAAUAAAGCUAGAAUUAGAGUGCA